GUUGAUUUACACUCCUUGCUAGGUUGUGCAGAGUUGAUUUGUUCUGGACGUUAUUCAGUCGUGACACGAUGUUGGACUCGUAUGACUACAGCAGUUGUGGACCUGGACUCAUUCUGUACAGCCCCUUGAGUUGGCCAAUGCUCUAUGAACAGCUGGAUUGGCCCAAUCCUGAAGAUUACGGAGUUUCCAACCCAUCCUGGACCUCGAUUCUUCCUGAGGAAUGGAGCAACAGACAUGUUUGGGAGUGGCUGCAGUUCUGCUGUGAUCAGCAUAAACUGGAUGCAAACUGCAUCCCUUUUGCCCAGUUCAAUGUCAACGGCAGACAGCUGUGCAGCAUGACUCAAUCUCAGUUCAUCUCUGCAGCUGGAAUUUAUGGAGAAAUCCUUUACAAUUCCCUGCACCAAUCGCAAAGCAAAGCAGAUCUCCCUCUGGUGUGCGACCCUGUUGACAAAGAACUUCAUAUCGAUGAAAGGACUUUAAAUUUGGAACAAAACGCAGGAUGUUUCGAAGGAAGCCAAGAGCAGAGCAUUCCUGCAAAAAAACAAGCUGGUUUACAAAGUCAUCAUCUCUGGGAGUUUAUCCGAGAUCUCCUCCUCUCACCAGAGGAAAACAAUGACGUUUUGGAAUGGGUAGACAGGAAUGAAGGAAUAUUCAAAGUUUUAAAAUCUGAUUCUCUGGCAAAACUGUGGGGUCGUAGGAAAAAGAACGAGCGGAUGACCUACGAGAAACUGAGCAGGGCCUUGAGGCAUUAUUAUAAAACUGGGAUUCUGGACCGAGUAGACAAGAGGUUAGUGUACAAGUUUGGAAGGAAUGCUUACGGCUGGAGAUAGAAGGAUCUCUGUCUGUAAAUGCAACUAUGUUUGAAUGAAGUGAAGAGACAUUUUAGUGUGUAUUGGAACCAUCUUCAGACCAGGCACUAAUGGGCGGCAGUGGUCCAACCUACCUCAGCUACCAUCAUACUUCUACUUGAAAUGUUGCAUGGAGAUGGAAUUUAACUCUUUGUUUUCACUGUUAUGAAGCUUUUCAUGAAGAAUAUAGCAUAUGAAGAACCAAAGCAUUCAAAAACCUGAGUAUGAACAGAAUAUCACACAUCCUAUUUCAAGUUGUAAAUACUAUCUUAGAUACUCAGAGGAGUCCAUAUAUAACAGGUGUUAAAGCCUACUAACAAAUGCCUGGAUUUUUGUUACUUUGUUAGAUAAAUUUUGGUUAUGAUGAUCACAUUCUGUUCAUAACUUUCAGAUUUUACACUGCUUACCUUUACGGUGUCCACGUGAGCAGAGUUUACAUCCCAGAAUGGCUAGGUAGUUCUCUGUCACAUGGGUAUUGAAUGUAUAUGCUAAAAGGAAUGCAUAUGCUAAAAUAGUAACAUACUGUAUAUGAAUGCUAGAAACUUUUUAUAAAUUACUUUUAUUUUUAAGCACAAUAUAGAUCGAGCAAAAAUAAAAGCACUUUUUCUAUC
Callorhinchus milii (elephant shark) is the source of this 1459-nucleotide messenger RNA. It is a transcript of the gene ehf, whose product is annotated as ets homologous factor. Gene Ontology annotation, cellular component: nucleus. The record is from RefSeq and is marked provisional. Gene Ontology annotation, molecular function: sequence-specific DNA binding; DNA-binding transcription factor activity, RNA polymerase II-specific. Gene Ontology annotation, biological process: cell differentiation; regulation of transcription by RNA polymerase II. NCBI's taxonomy places the organism in Eukaryota, Metazoa, Chordata, Chondrichthyes, Chimaeriformes, Callorhinchidae.